AUGAAGAACUUUGAUAACGACGAUUUUCUAAAAUCUUAUGCUCAAAAGAAAUUUAAUGACUUAAAGAGUAAUUUUAAAGAGUAUACAGAUGAAGAAGAAUUAAUUAAUAAGACUAUUGAAGGCAAAGGCACAUUAGUAGUUCAUUUUUUUAGUGAAGAAUUUGAAAAGUGUAAAAUUUUAAAUAAAAAAUUAGAAGAAGUUGUAAGAGAGUAUGAAAAGAUUGAAUUUGUUAAAAUAAAUGCUAAUAAUUGUCCUAAGAUGUGCAAAUCACUUGAAAUUCAAACUUUACCUUUUCUUUGUGUGUUUAAAGAUGGGUAUUUAAUUAAUUCAUCGGUAGGUUUUGAAAAAUUGGGAAACAAAGAAAAUAUUGAUCAAAAUUCUUUAAAAUUAUUUUUAAAUCAAAUUGUUAAAUAA
Molecule: messenger RNA, 414 nt
Organism: Hepatospora eriocheir
Lineage: Eukaryota; Fungi; Microsporidia; Hepatosporidae
Source: the annotation of a GenBank genome assembly